Linum tenue is the source of this 3044-nucleotide messenger RNA. NCBI's taxonomy places the organism in Eukaryota, Viridiplantae, Streptophyta, Magnoliopsida, Malpighiales, Linaceae. The record is from the annotation of a GenBank genome assembly.
GGGCUUCUCCAACCACGGCCCACGGGCCCUUAAUUAUAAAGCCACACAAUGUCAAGCACAAUAAGAAAGCCACGCCCACAGGCCACAACCGUGGCCUUACUGCGCGAUUUAAUUUCUAGUUCCUCAGUUCUACAGAAGCAGCAGGAACUCUCCCUUAUCCGAUGGCGUCUUCAUCCUCUGUACCAUUAUUAUUGGCUUUAAUCCCCCCAAAACGUCAGAUGGGGAUCAUGGGAAACCCUCCGAUUCGAUUCGGCCUCCUCGAUCGAGCCUACGACAGCGCAAGAAUCCGAUCCACGACUCUGUAUCUAUCGUACGUGCCCGUCCACAGUGAUGCCCAAAUGUCAACACCGACCCACUUGGUUUUCGUUCUUACUGCGCCAUCAUCACUGCCAACGUAAACCAGCAGUCCCGAUGUGGAUCACUUCAUCUUCAUCAUCCCCCCACAUGCCCCACUUGAUCUCUCAGUGACGAUCGCCCGAAACGACAAAAAAAGAAAGCGCAAAAGCAAUGGCGAUGCUGACGGAAUCACCAAAACCAACACCGGCAGGCGGCAACCACCACCACCACCUUCUUCCAUACCCCUCCGCCGCUGGAAGACAGAAGUUAUGGCGUCAUUCAUCUUCACGUCAUUUCGGGUUUAGUCUACCCAGGAGCAGCAACAUUUGACUUCGCGUGGUAUUGCAUAUUUGCAUACCACCACACCCACGAGUUGAGCUCUCUCUCUCUCUCUCUCUCUCUCUGUUCCUUCUCUAAUGGCGGUUCUUCUUCAUCUUCUUGUUUCGCCUUUUACGCUUCCCGUCACCCAUGUUCCCAGCUCUCAAGCCCAUUCCGUUGCUUCAAUUAGGGUUCCGGAUAGAACAAAUUUCCCAUUUCCCCCCUUUGGGGUUUCCUAGAUUCCUCCCUCCUCCCUCCUUUCUCAGUUUCUCUUAUUAAUUGUCAGUUUGUCACUCUGUUUUCCCCCCAAAAGUCCUCGAAUUUUCAAUUUUAACCUAAUUUCCUCUCCUACCCACUCCCUGUCGUGGAAUUCCCAGACCUGGGUUCGCGUUUGAUUUUGAAUUGGGAUGGAUUGCAGAUUCGGAUCCUCCGAUUCGAACGACAUUAUCAGCAACGGGAGCAGCUCCUGCUGUGUAGAAUUGCAUCCUUCUUCCACUUCCCAUUCCCAUCCCCACCAGCCGGAAUUCGCCGCGCUCCACCGUCUCUCUAGGAACCUCGACUCCGCCUUCGACCCUUCCUCGGAAUUCAACUUCUUCGCCGAUGCGAAGAUCGUCGUCCCCGGCGGCCGCGAGGUUCCGGUUCACCGCUGCAUUCUGUCGUCGAGGAGCGAGUUCUUCAGGAACGUGUUCUGCAGUGCCAAGGAGAAUUGCGGCGGCAGGUUUGAACUGAAGGAGUUAGCUAAAGACUACGAGGUUGGGUUCGAGCCGCUGGUGGCGGUUUUGGGUUACUUGUACAGUGGCACGGUUAGGGCUCUUCCGUCGGGAAUCUGCGAGUGCGUGGAUGAUGAUUGCUCUCAUUUGGCCUGCCGCCCCGCCGUGGAUUUCAUGGUCGAGGUUCUCUAUGCUUCUUUCACGUUUCAGGUUCCUGAACUGGUCGCUCUCUAUCAGAGACGGCUACUAGAUGUGCUCGACAAGGUUUCGACAGACGACAUGUUGGUAGUACUAUCUGUGGCGAACAAGUGUAGCAAAGCUUGUGAAAAAUUGCUAUCGAGAUGCAUCGAGAUGGUUGUGAAAUCCGACAUCGACAUCGUUACUCUGGACAAGGCCUUGCCACACCACAUCGUGGCGCGAAUCACAGACGCGCGAUGGGAGCUGGAUUCAAACGCCAAGCCUCGAGCAGCAGCAACAGCAGCAACGACUCAUUGCUUCCCGGACAAACACGUGAAGAGAAUCCAUCGAGCUUUGGACUCGGACGACGUUGAGCUAGUGAGGAUGCUGCUGAAAGAAGGCCACACGAAUCUAGACGAUGCAGAGGCACUGCACUAUGCGGUUGCAUACUGUGAUUCGAAGACCACGACAGAGCUUCUCGACCUGGGGUUGGCCGAUGUGAAUCAAACGAACUCGAGGGGUUACACCGUGCUCCAUGUUGCUGCAAUGAGGAAAGAGCCUAAGAUCGUCGUAUCUCUGCUGACAAAGGGAGCUCGGCCUUCUGCCCUCACCUCGGAUGGCAGGAAAGCUCUGCAGAUUGCAAAGAGACUCACCAGAGCUGCGGACUACCACAGGUGUAUUGAGGAAGGGAAAGCUUCUCCCAACGAGCGUCUUUGCAUCGAGAUACUGGAGCAGGCUGAGAGGAGGUCUCCGUUGCUCGGAGAAGCUUCUGUCUCCCUUGCCCUGGCUGGGGAUGACCUACGAAUGAAGCUGUUGUACCUUGAGAAUAGAGUUGGACUAGCAAAGCUUCUGUUCCCCAUGGAAGCCAAAGUUGUGAUGGACAUUUGUGAGAUAGAUGACGCAUCUGAGUUCCCAUUAGGCAAUAUCCACGGGAAGAACUCUACCACGGUGGACUUGAACGAGACACCUUUCAAACUCCACGAUGAGCAUCUCAGUAGAUUGAGAGCACUCUCGAGAAGAGUGGAACUAGGGAAGAGGUUUUUCCCGCGAUGCUCGGAUGUACUGAACAAGAUCAUGGACGACGAUGAUAACCUGACGCAGCUGGCGUGUUUGGGAAAUGGGACGCCAGAGGAGAAGCAGAGGAAGAGGAAGAGGUACGUGGAGCUGCAGCAGUUGCUUAGCAAGGCUUUCAGUGCUGAUAAGGAAGAGUUCGAUAGGUCUGCUAUUUCUUCUUCGUCUUCCUCCAAAUCUGUUGUUGGUGGUGGUGGUGGUGGAAUGGCGUCCAAGAGGAUUGCUACUGGUAAGCUUACUAGUAGCAGAAGAAGCUAAUCUUCUUUUUCCGACUGGGGAGUGCUCAAAGAGUACUGUAAACAUGGUUUCGAUGUUGAUACCUAAGAGUUCUCUCUCUGUGUAUUUUUACCUAUUGCGUUUGUCUUUGUAAAUUGAUCCUCAACACUUUUUGACCGGUGGUAGUGAGAGAUAAAUAAAGGGUUAAUACUUGAU